CAAAUUACACUGCGUAGAUAUAAUGAUUGAUUUUUUUUUUCAUCACGCAAAACCUUAAAGUACUCUCGUACUUGCAAUUCCCCCUUACCUCCUUCUCUCUCUCUCUCUCUCGCUCUCUCUCUCUCAUUGUCAUAUCCUUUUAGCUACAUCAAAUAGUUUCCACAGUUUCCACAUCAAACCCAUAAUCAUCACGCCUCUUUCAGCCCACUCCAUUCCCCCCUCUCUUUUUCUCUACAGUUUCUCUGCUGUACUAAAGCAGCCAUCUCUCUCUGUCUCUCGAAUGUCCAUAAACCCACUUUGAGUAGCAACAAUCAAACGACAACAACAUCAACAAAGAAAAAAAAAUACAAAAGCAAAAACGAAAAAAAGAUCCUUCAUGGAACCAACCCAAAACUCCCCUUCUUCAAAGCUUCACCAGCCUUCAAUUCCCCUUGAAAACUCCCCCUGGACCUCACAUUUCUACCCUCAUCAAUCUUGGAUAAACUCCUACAACAAUCCCCAAGACCACCCUCUCCAUCCCUCCAUGUUCUUCCCCUCAAACCACCCUUCCCGCAACUUCAACCUUAACCAAGACGAAGACGAAGAACUCGACGACCAAACCUCCAUUGACAACACCGAAAACCCUAACCAAAACCCUCAUGAAAACCCAUUAGACCACGAAAGAGAACCCAUGUUUGAAAAACCCUUGACCCCGAGUGACGUUGGCAAGCUGAACAGGCUUGUUAUCCCCAAACAACAUGCAGAGAAAUACUUCCCACUCGGCGGUGACUCGGGUGAUAAAGGGUUGCUACUGAGUUUCGAAGAUGAGUCGGGCAAGUGUUGGCGUUUCCGUUACUCGUAUUGGAACAGCAGCCAAAGCUACGUGUUGACAAAAGGGUGGAGCAGAUACGUCAAGGAGAAGCAACUUGAUGCUGGUGACAUUAUUUUAUUCGAACGACACCGUACGGAUGGUGAUAGGUUGUUUAUAGGGUGGAGGAGGCGCGGUGCAGCAGUGGCAGUUGCGGCGGCAGCGGAUGGUGGCAACGCCGCCAUGGGGAAUAGCGGUGUUGGCGGUGGCAAUGAAGGGUGGGGUAGGGGAUUGCAUCAAGGGCAUCCUUAUCUUGGGCACAUUCAAGGCCAUGGGGCUAAUGUUCCAUACCAACCUGACUGUCUUCAUGCAGGAAGCAUUGCUCAAAAUCAAGCACCGGCUGGGAACCCAAAGAGGCUGCUGCGGCUAUUUGGGGUGAACCUAGAGUGCCAGCUCGAUGAGUCCGAGCCAUCCACGCCUGAUAGCUCGUCGGUGUCAAGCCAGGGUCCAACCCACCAGUCCUAUAAUUCAAACUACAUGGACAUCACUUUCUCCCGAGAUAUCAACCAUAUGAGAAAUCAUCGAGGAUAAGAUCUGAAGAUGUGACAUCCAGGAUUUGACUUAACUGAACCCCACUUGGAAGGUCAAAAGAAAGUUUUAGUAUUAGAAAGAAGAGUAACAGUAUUUUCUUUUCUUUUUACUUUUAUUUUUCUUGGAAGACGAAGAAGUUAAAAAAAAAAAAUUCCCCUGGAAUUAGGCAACUUUUCAAGGCAGGGAAAGCGAGAGGGGCAGCAAAUUGGACAGGAGGGAUGGGGAGGGAUUGGGGGCCCAGGCAAAGAGGAGUGGGGCUAGGGUGGUGAUGUAAGCAAAUGCCAAAUGGGGAAAACUGGGUCGUUUUGGAAUCUACUUGCGGGACUGUUGAGAUUCUGUCUGAAGAUUUUUCAUAGACUAAUAAUCAUAAUAAUGGAAGGGUGUGGUGGUGGUGGUGGUGGGUGGGGGUUCUUGGAUUGAUGGAUGACAGCCAUGUAGAACCAGCAAGCCCACUCCUCUCUCUCUCUCUCUCUCUCCUAGUAUCUAAGUCCCAUAUAGAUGUAAGCCAAAGCUGUUUUUUGAUGCUCUACUACUGCAAGUUGCAGAUAUGAAGCUUUAGAAUUAGAUAGCA
This is a messenger RNA of Theobroma cacao (cacao), 1949 nucleotides long. Its product is annotated as B3 domain-containing protein At2g36080-like. The record is from RefSeq and is a predicted model, not a curated record. Gene Ontology annotation, molecular function: DNA binding; DNA-binding transcription factor activity. NCBI's taxonomy places the organism in Eukaryota, Viridiplantae, Streptophyta, Magnoliopsida, Malvales, Malvaceae.